Carassius gibelio (silver crucian carp) is the source of this 1323-nucleotide messenger RNA. Its product is annotated as 2-acylglycerol O-acyltransferase 2-A. Gene Ontology annotation, cellular component: endoplasmic reticulum membrane. Gene Ontology annotation, biological process: diacylglycerol biosynthetic process; triglyceride biosynthetic process. Gene Ontology annotation, molecular function: 2-acylglycerol O-acyltransferase activity; diacylglycerol O-acyltransferase activity. The record is from RefSeq and is a predicted model, not a curated record. The coding region runs from base 133 to 1143 and encodes 336 amino acids. Lineage: Eukaryota; Metazoa; Chordata; Actinopteri; Cypriniformes; Cyprinidae. The transcript is spliced from 6 exons.
GAUAAGGUGGCAGAUGAAAAGAGGAGGGUAGCAGACCAAGACAUGGUGUCAGACUUUGACCUCAGAGUGGAGAUCCUAGCGCUGAGCUGAUUUCUCGGCCUCUAGCCGGCUCUUGCCUUUUCUGGUUUAGACAUGAAGAUUCAUUUUGCUCCAGCUAAUGUGCCUCUGGUUAGGAGGAUCCAGACUGCUGUCGUAUUACAGUGGGUCUUCUCUUUCCUGGCGCUCGCCCCCAUCUGUAUUAUACUGUUCUUCUUCCUACUCUGCUACUCUCGUUUCUGGCUCAUCAGCGUGCUUUAUGCCAUCUGGUGGUACAUCGAUUGGGACACACCUUCACGAGGAGGUAGAAAAGUGCCCUCUCUGUGUCAAUUACGUGUGUGGGAGUACAUGAGAGAUUAUUUCCCUAUAAAGCUGGUGAAGACAGCUGAUCUGGACCCUAGGAAGAACUAUGUGCUGGGUUUCCAUCCUCAUGGUAUUCUUGUGGCUGGUGCAUUUACGAAUUUCUGCACGGAGGCAACAGGUUUUAGCAAACUCUUCCCUGGGCUGAGAAGCAAUCUUCUCAUGCUGCCUCUCUGGUUCAGAGCCCCCUUCUUCAGAGACUACAUUAUGUGUGCAGGCUUGGUACCAUCGGACAAGGAGAGUGCCAGCUAUCUGCUCCGGCAGAAGGGAGGUGGGAACGCUGUGGUCAUUGCAGUUGGUGGUGCCCCUGAGGCUUUGGAUGCCCAUCCUGGUGACUACACCGUACACCUGGCCAAUAAAAAGGGCUUCAUUAAGCUUGCAAUAGAGCAUGGUGCAGAUUUGGUACCUAUAUAUUCGUUUGGAGAGAAUGAGGUGUUUGACCAGGUGGAGAACCCUCGUGGCACCUGGCUGCGAUAUAUUCAAGAGCGUCUGCAAAGCAUUAUGGGCAUUUCUCUGCCGCUCUUCCAUGCACGAGGAGUUUUCCAGUACAGCUUCGGCUUAAUGCCCUACAGAAAACCCAUCAACACUGUUGUGGGUAGGCCGAUUCCAGUAGAGAAAAACAUGAAACCAACACCAGAAGAACUGGAUGUGUUUCACCAGCGCUAUAUGGAUGAACUCACACGCCUGUUUGAGGAGCACAAAGGAAAUUAUGGUGUUCCUGAAGAUGCUCACCUGCUGUUCCAGUGAGAGGAUCACUGAAUUGACUCUGUGUACCUAUGUGUUUAUGAGAGAGAGAGAGAGAGAGAGACAGAAAGAGAGUUAUGUCUCAGUCGUACAUUGUCAGCUUUUAAACCAUUGCUGCUGUUUUUGUUAUCAACCAGUUGUUGAAUAUAAAAUGACAAAAUAAAUGGAAUUUUAAUCUCCUGA